UUAACGGAUUUAGAUCGUCGCGAAAUGCAAAGCAAACAAUCGACGGCGCGACUUCGAACAGUACAAUUGAUCAGCAAAGAAAAGCAAUAAUAUAUGUACAGAAGCGGAAAUAAUUUGAAGAAGUGUUACACUUAGACUAUUCAACAUUUUGUAUUUCCUCGAUUGCGCUAUGAGUGGUGUCUUGCGUCGCGGUUCCCUGAAUUUUGAUUGCGUUGGCAGCUCACGGGGCAGCCUUGAUUCCAACCUUUAUGGCGGCUACCGAGAGACAAAGCCAGCUCCAGGCACACCGGAAAUAAAAGUAAUUGCAAUGGAUUUUCGUCGCCACUCCGAUGACCUAAAGAAGGUCGGCCUCAUGGCUGUCGGCGUGCCAGUCGCUAGCCCUGUCAAGGACCUUAGCCAGGAUGUUGAUAGCGAUGUUCUAUCCAAUUUUCUGGGCCAUUAUCGCAAAUGGAGCUUUAUGUGGACCUUUCUGCUCUGCCUCUUCCAGUUGCCCACCACAUUUCAUUUGUUUAUGUUUGUAUUUCAGGUAACUGGCGAGUCGUCGCCCAUGUUGCUAGCCACGCCCAUGGUCGGCACCGAGCAGUUGGAACUUCUCCAAAUGAAGACGUUGCAACGACUUUUGGGCUCCGUGAGCCGCUGGCAGCGCAUGUGGUGCGCUCUGCUAUCGAUCCACCAGGCCAUUUGUACGUUCCACAUAUUCGUCUAUGUGUUUCAGACCGCGCCAAAGGAUUUUUGGUGUGCCAGGCCAGCAAACCUUCAGAACCUGAGCAUCACGGAAUGGCGGAAUCUCAGUCAAACCCCUAAUGGCUGCCAACUGCUAGACAUUGACUAUAGUCAGGUUAUUUUAGACAAUGGACAACUAAUCAAUUGGCCGAGCAAUACCUCUGCAGUGGGCUACAGAAAGUGUCAGCAAUUUGAGUUCUCCGAUGUCGAUGGCGAUGCCAAGACCCUGGUGCAAGAUUUCGGCUUAGUUUGUGGCAACAACAUUACAAACUAUGUGGAAAUGUGUUUUCUGAUAGGCGCAGCAGCUGGAGCAGUGCUGUCCGGCUGGAUCUCAGACCGUUUUGGUCGGCGACACACAUUGAUGAGCUUUGUGCUUAUACAAACCGUUUUCGGUGGUAUUUUGGCCUUCUCGACAUCGGUGGCCAUGUUCAUGUCGCUACGUGUUAUAAUUGGAUUCGCAUCAAUGACCGUGACUGUUGUUAGCUUCGUGCUAGUCGUCGAGCUGGUAUCCGGCAAAUGGCGCACAAUAAUCGGCAUAUUAAACAUUUUGCCAGUGGCCGUCUCCUAUGUCCUGUCCUCUGGCAUUGCCUAUCUGAUCCGGGACUGGCGCACACUGCAGCUGGUCAUAUCCUGGCCAUGGCUAGUCAUGUUAUCGAUUUGGUACUGGCUGCCGGAAUCUCCACGGUGGCUUCUGGCACAGGGACGCCUCGAGGAGCUGAAUCGUCUAAUUGAGGGCGCCGCCAAGAUGAACGGCACCGUGCUGCCCAACAACUACCAAAAGAUGCUGGAAGCCGCCGUACCCAUUGAAUUGCGGCAGGACACCUCCCAGACGGAAGCUGUCACCACAGUCGUUGAGGAGAACAAGAUACCAUCUGAUGUACCUCACUUGAAUGUGCAUGUAAAUCCGCUGUUUGUGGUCUUUGGCAGCAAAUACUGGCGUACCACUCUGCUCACUCUGAUUAUUUGGUUCACCCUAAUUAUAAUCUACUUUGGCCUGACGCUGCACUUGAGCAACUUGGGUGGCAACGUCUACGUAAAUAGCGCAGUAGCCGGCAGUGUGGAGUCCAUUUCGAUAUGCAUCAGCAUCUUCGUAGUCAUCAAAGCCGGUAUCAGGCGCAGCCUGCUGGGCUACAUGUUGCUGCCUGGCCUCUGCUGUCUGGCCACCAACCUGGUGCCCCAAAACGAACACAACCAGUCAGGCGUCAUUGCUCUCGCCACUAUAGCCAAGUGUUUAAUAGGCGCCAAUAAUGCCAUUAUACCCACCUACACGGCUAUGCAGUAUCCCACUAUUGUUCGCAACUUUGGCGUCGGCAUGGGUAACUUGGCAUCAGGCAUAGCUCUCAUUCUGGUCCCCUCCUUGUGGCAGCUGGAGCAUUAUGAUGCUUUGCUUCCUCUGAAUAUAAUGGGAGUUUGCGGUUUGAUUGGCGCUGUUGCCAUCMURUUGAUGAAGGACGUCGAAUAGUUUUUAUCUCUUCGUAUUUGUAUUUAUUUUAUGUACAUUUCUAACUGUGAUAUAUUGGCAAUAUCGGCCAAUGGGCCUUCACAAAAUCAUUUUUCUCAGCGUUUGUCUAUCAUUUUAUGCUUUUUUAGUACACGUACAUAUAU
Drosophila arizonae is the source of this 2328-nucleotide messenger RNA. RefSeq names its product organic cation transporter protein. The record is from RefSeq and is a predicted model, not a curated record. Gene Ontology annotation, molecular function: transmembrane transporter activity. Gene Ontology annotation, biological process: transmembrane transport. Gene Ontology annotation, cellular component: membrane. NCBI's taxonomy places the organism in Eukaryota, Metazoa, Arthropoda, Insecta, Diptera, Drosophilidae.